UUGAGUUUGAAGAGAGAUUCACUGAUUUGCUUGAAACGUGUUUAGACUUAAACCAAGUGGAGACGAGCACCCUUUCAUUUAAACGUCACGUCGCAUUCACAACUUUCUGUAUUGUGGUUGUGCCUUUGAGUUGAGUUGUAACAGCUGCAAUUACAAUGAGCGGAAGAGGCAAAACCGGUGGAAAAGCCCGCGCUAAGGCUAAGAGUCGCUCUUCCAGGGCUGGAUUGCAGUUUCCCGUCGGUCGUGUUCACAGGCUUCUUCGAAAAGGCAACUACGGCGAGCGCGUUGGUGCUGGUGCUCCAGUUUAUUUGGCCGCUGUACUCGAGUAUCUCACUGCUGAGAUUCUGGAGUUGGCUGGAAACGCCGCUCGGGACAACAAGAAAACCCGUAUCAUUCCCCGCCAUCUGCAGCUGGCGGUGCGUAAUGAUGAAGAGCUGAACAAGCUUUUGGGUGGCGUGACCAUCGCUCAGGGCGGUGUGUUGCCCAACAUUCAGGCUGUGCUGUUGCCCAAGAAAACCGACAAGCCAGCCAAAACCAACUAAACCCAUACAAGUUUCUCUUACAACAAAAGGCUCUUUUAAGAGCCACCCAUUUUUUCCACGUGAGAGCGAUUUCUUUUAGCUAAUUAUUGG
This is a messenger RNA of Labeo rohita (rohu), 632 nucleotides long. RefSeq names its product histone H2A-like. Bases 156 to 542 code for a protein of 128 amino acids. Gene Ontology annotation, molecular function: protein heterodimerization activity; DNA binding; structural constituent of chromatin. Gene Ontology annotation, cellular component: nucleosome. The record is from RefSeq and is a predicted model, not a curated record. The transcript has a single exon. NCBI's taxonomy places the organism in Eukaryota, Metazoa, Chordata, Actinopteri, Cypriniformes, Cyprinidae.